Acanthosepion pharaonis is the source of this 471-nucleotide messenger RNA. The record is from the annotation of a GenBank genome assembly. NCBI's taxonomy places the organism in Eukaryota, Metazoa, Mollusca, Cephalopoda, Sepiida, Sepiidae.
AUGGCGGACGAAUUAAAGACUCAGCUGACUGACACUUUUGCCACCCAUGGACUAACCUUAAGCAGUGAAGCUGAAUCAUAUUUCUUGGAGUUCCUGGAAAAUCUUAAAGAAGAUCAUCAGUCAGAAUGCAUUGAUGCAGUUUUGGAAAUCUUACAGAAGCAAGACACAUCUUCAACUGAUGUUGACCAUGACAGGUGCAUGGCAGCUGUACAAGAAUAUGAUGCUGACUCAGGAACAGAAAGUAUCAAAAUAAAAAAAGGAGGUAUCAAAAAGUUUCGUUUAUCAAAGCAGUACAGCUGUGAAAUUUGUGGCAAAAAUUACAGUCGAGCUACCCGACAAUUUUAUUGUAUACCACAAAUCCUUUCCUUUUCCUUUAUCUCCUUUCUUUAUCUUCUUGUGGGCCUUCAACUGCUCAACACUUUUACAUCUCUGCUGCCAGGCCUUUGCUUGCUGGCCUUUUGUUCAUUGUAA